Salvelinus fontinalis (brook trout) is the source of this 12064-nucleotide messenger RNA. Its product is annotated as whirlin-like. The record is from RefSeq and is a predicted model, not a curated record. Gene Ontology annotation, cellular component: plasma membrane; photoreceptor inner segment; stereocilium tip. Gene Ontology annotation, biological process: sensory perception of sound; auditory receptor cell stereocilium organization. The coding region runs from base 752 to 4003 and encodes 1083 amino acids. The transcript is spliced from 12 exons. Gene Ontology annotation, molecular function: protein binding. Lineage: Eukaryota; Metazoa; Chordata; Actinopteri; Salmoniformes; Salmonidae.
UGAGACCAAAUCAUGUAUAGCCCAGCGUCUGUGUGUAACGCCUCGCGAUCCGCCGUCAGUUUCUAAGCAACACACUCACAUAGGCCUACUCCACACAAUGCGUAAUUUCCUAUUCAGAAAAAGUCUGAGCGAGCAAAGCAAGUCAGCGGAGCUUACAAGUGAACAACAUGAUCUUAUCCGACAGAGGAACGGGGGACACUGAGAUGAACGAUAAACCAGCUUUUCCACUUCGGUUUCUAUAAUUAUCGAAGACAUAGGUACAGAGAGGACAAUUUGCGAACAGUUUUCAUCCAGAAAACCCUGAGGAAUAUAUUAAUGUGACACUUUUUGAUUGCUUGUGAUUGUCGCGUAAAAUACGCGCGCUUGUGAUGCAUCUUCUUGGAUAUCCAGGAUCAUAUUCCUUUGAAUAAAACUUGUGACCCGACAAUGAAUAUUCCUAAUCUGCACGAGUAUUUAUAGCAACUUUUUGAAUCAAUUAUUUUCUCACCAUCAUCUACCACGCACCUUCACACAAACCCGGACUCAAAUAGAUGAAGAUAGAAGAUGCGACGAUAAUGGUAAGCAGAUAGAUAGUAUUUGACCCUACCUACAAACAUCGGAACAAUGACAAUUUUUAAAGGUGACUUCCUCCAAGAAUCGCGGUGCGGUCCCCUAUGUUUUCGGAGCGGAGUGACUUCUACAGCAGUAUUAUAAAUGCCUGAUUAUCUGACCAUCUCUGUCUGCGGUGCGGUGUUUACGUUAAAGUUGUAGGAUGAUGAGCAGUGAUUUGGAGCACGUUUCACUCAAUUUAACGGCGGCCAGCAACUCCGGGACUGGGUCGGGCGGCCGAGGGCUGUCAGCCAACGUUCGGAAGCUGCACAACGCGCUCAACUUGCUGCUCACUGACUUCGAGAGAGAACAGUUCAUCCACUGUCUCAAUGUUUACCACGCUAAACGCAACGUCUUCGACUUGGUUCAAACUCUCAAAAUAAUCCUCAACACGCCGAACAAACGACAACUCCUCCCCAUGUUGCGUUUGGUCAUUCCCCGCUCAGAUCAGCUGUUGUUCGACCAGUAUACUUCCGAGGGCCUGUACCUUAAAACGGAUCAUCUACCACUAAACAGUGUCAACAACCCUGAAAGCUUUGGAGGAGAAGUAGGCAAUACUGCAAACAACUAUGUCCCAAUUCCCACUACACACUUUAUGAACCCGCAUGAGCCUCAGCUGCUUCAUGAUCUUUCUUGUUUCACAUCACCAGAAGCUUGCCCCUGCCCGGAUAGUUUCAGCACCACCGCUGAUGAGACAGCUCCCCUGGCUUUCAUGCAGGGGGAGGCUGUUGGAGAGAUCCGCAUAGUGACACUGCGACGCAGCAAGAGCAAUGAGGGCUUAGGGUUCAGUAUCCGGGGAGGUUCUGAGCACGGUGUGGGAAUCUAUGUGUCGCUAGUAGAACCCGGAUCUUUUGCCGAGAAUGAAGGACUGAGGGUCGGGGAUCAGAUAGUGACUGUUAACGGCAUGAUGUUUGACAGAGUCUCACACAUGGAGGCAGUCAAGGUCCUGAAAGGCUGUAAGAAGCUGGCCAUGUCAGUGUGUUCAGUGGGCCGGAUCCCCGGGGGGUAUGUCACCAACAACAUUUAUGCUUGGGUGGAUCCUCAUGGCCGCAGUGUGUCCCCUCCCUCCGACCUGGAGCAGCAAAGCACCCUGGGACCACAACACAGCCAGAGACGUACAGGACACACACAGGAGAAGACAGUAAACCUGAACCUGGACGACGGUCUCUCUCUGGGCCUGAUGAUCAGAGGAGGGGCGGAGUAUGGCCUGGGUAUCUACAUCACUGGGGUAGACCCCGGCUCAGCUGCAGACCGCGGGGCACUCAAGGUGGGCGACCAGCUGCUGGAGGUAAAUGGGCGGAGCUUCCUGGCCAUCCCCCAUGACGAGGCGGUGAGGAUCCUGAAGACGAGUUGUCACCUGCUGGUGAGGGUGAGGGACGUUGGCCGCGUGCCCCAUGCCCGCACCGUGGUGGACCAGACCAAAUGGAUCAGCAGCCCCAUCCCCCCUAGCCCGCCGCCCAUAACAGAGAGCACCGCCAGCCCAGCCGCUACACGGCCAUCUUCAGCGCGGGCUACACCUGUAUUAGAAAAGUCUGUGUGUCAAGGUGUGGGGCCCCCGGGUUUCCAAGUGUCUCUGGAGGAGCAGGCCUUCCUGCUGUUGACAGACCCAGAGAGACAGACCAUGGGUUACUACCUGCGGGAGUACCAGGAGGGACACAUCGGCCUGGAGCCACUGACCAUGGCCCUGUUUGAGCUCUUCAACACCCAUGCCAAGUUGUCCCUGCUAUCUGAGGUGCGUAGUCAGGUGGCUCCCCAGGAACUGGAGCUGUAUGAUGGGCUGGUGCUGCACCGCGAGAGGGAGGCUCUGAAGGCCUGGCACGGAGGAAUAGGAUCCCUACACCCUGCGCACCCAUACAGCCGCUGUCUACACACGGAGCCCUCAGCCAGCCACAGCCACUCCAACCCAUCCACUCUCUGCUCUGCCAAGCAGGAGUGCUCACAUGGUGACAUUGUACAGCAAGAUCCAGGGGCAACCACUAAUGUCCUACCUGAUGUUACAUUGAAUGAAGUGCAGUCUACAGCUGAGUCUCCUCCAUUGUUCAAUUCUCGUCAUCCCCCUGGACCCGGACAGACCCAGCCCAGACAUCCGAGGGACAGGGAGAGGGAGCAGUCCAAGAGCCUCUUAUCCAGACACUCCCAAUCUGGCCUGGUCUUUACUGCCCCUACCAGGCUGCACCAGGAAUGUCACCACAAACACCUUAAAGCCUUCCAAAGCUUCUCCAACCACCAAACUUCCACCUCCCCUAGCUCUGAUGUCCAUCACACCUGUCCCAACCCUGGACAUCAUAAUAGCUCCAAUCCUGGCCAUCAUAACAGCUCCAACCCUGGCCAUCAUAACAGCUCCAACCCUGGCCCUCAUACCACCCCCAACCCUGGCCAUCAUACCACCCCCAACCCUGGCACUGGCCAUAAUGUCUAUCCAAGCUCUGGCAAUGACACAUCCAUGAACUCUCUUCACCACACCUGCCAAAACUCCCUCCACAUCUCCACAACUACCUCCUCAGACGACCACACCCACCAAACACACCACGGCUGCUCCAGCUCCGGCCACCAUUCCUGCCCUGGGUCCCUUCAUCCCAAGCCCUCUGGUCCUCAGAACAAGGACAAAUUCAUCAAGCUUCCCAUCUUCAGAUCCUGCUCCCAUGAGAAGCCUGCUACCUCCCCUGGUCCCUCCCCAUGUCUCUCUCCCUGUCUCUCUCCCUGUCCCUCCCCUGGUCCCUCCCCAUGUCUGUCCCCCUUUCCCUCCCCCUGUCCUUCACCCUGUCCCUCUCUCUCUGUGCUGGGACCUCCCCCAUGUAGUCCAGACAGGCCCUGCUCCCCCUGCUCUCCCUCCCUCAGCCAGGGACGUUUGUUUGUCAUGACCGACGCACACAGGCUGACUGCUGAGGUCAGGCCCGAGCCCCAGCAGAGAGGCACCACAUUGUCCCAGCUGUCAGACAGUGGUCAGACUCUGAGUGAGGACAGUGGGGUGGACAUUGCUGAGGCACGAGGGCUCAGUAAAGACAGCAGUCCUUGGCCAACUAAGAACCAGGCCAGCCAGGCCACACAAGGGCCGCAGGGGGCCCAGGGGUCUGCAGUACUGGCAUCCAAAAAGCAGCUUGGCUCUCCAGUGCCCAUACUUACUCUGGUACGUGUGGUAAAGAAUGCCAACACUCUGGGCAUCGCUAUAGAGGGAGGGGCAAACACACGGCAGCCACUGCCACGGAUCGUCACCAUACAGAAGGGGGGCUCGGCACACAGUUGUGGGCAGCUGAAGGUGGGACAGGUGAUUCUGGAGGUGAAUGGGGUCUCCCUGAGGGGUAGAGAGCACCGGGACGCUGCUCGCAUCAUCGCUGAGGCCUUCAAGACUAAAGAGAAGGACCACAUUGACUUCCUGGUUACCGAGUUUAACACAGCCCUACUGCAAGGCCUUUAGCGGGGUCGUAUUUCGGCACCGCACAGAAGAAAAGAGACUGAAACAAGAAGGGACCAACUGAACUGAUGCUUGUUCCCAUUUUCCUGCAGGGGCUUCAGCAGGACUUUGCACUUUAGAGAGCUGCAACAGAUGGAGGAAGGAGGAGAAGGAGAGAACGGAAGGAGAGAGAAGUUUGAUGGAGUGUUGCACCUGGGGACAACAUUAAGACAAUCCGUUAUUCUCCUGUAAGCCCCUUCUCCCUCCCCACAUUGUUGUCCCUAUAUACAAACUUACCAGGCUGGCCAUGUAGUGUUAAAAAGCUCAAAUGCACGAUAUCCUGCUUUAAGAAGAACCCACCUAUAGAACAUACAGUUGAAGUCGGACGUUUACAUACACUUAGGUUGGUAUCAUUAAAACAAAUUUUUCAACCACUCCACAAAUUUCUUGUUAACAAACUAUAGUUUUGGCAAGUCGGUUAGGACAUCUACUUUGUGCAUGACUCAAUACAUUUUUUCAACAAUUGUUUACAGGCAGAUUAUUUCACUGUAUCACAAUUCCAGUGGGUCAGAAGUUUACAUACACUAAGUUGACUGUGCCUUUAAACAGCUUGGAAAAGUUCCGAAAAUGAUAUCAUGGCUUUAGAAGCUUCUGAUAGGCUAAUUGACAUAAUUUGAGUCAAUUGGAGGUGUACCUGUGAAUGUAUUUCGAGGCCUACCUUCAAACUCAGUACCUCUUUGCUUGACAUCAUGGGAAAAUCAAAAGAAAUCAGCUAAGACCUCAUAAAAAAAAUUGUAGACCUCCACAAGUCUGCUUCAUCCUUGGGAGCGAUUUCCAAACGCCUGAAGGUACCACGUUCAUCUGUACAAACAAUUGUACGCAAGUAUAAACACCAUGGGAUCACGCAGCCGUCAUACUGCUCAGGAAGGAGACGCGUUACGUCUCCUAGAGAUGAACUUACUUUGGUGCGAAAAGUGCAAAUCAAUCCCAACAGGUAGAAAAGUAUCUAUAUCCACAGUAAAACGAGUCCUAUAUUGACAUAACCGGAAAGGCCGCUUAGCAAGGAAGAAGCCACUGCUCCAAAAUAAAAAAGCCAGACUACAGUUUGCAACUGCACAAAGAUCGUACUUUUUGGAGAACUGUCCUCUGGUCUGAUGAAACGAAAAUAGAACUGUUUGGCCAUAAUGACCAUCGUUAUGUUUGGAGGAAAAAGGGGGAUGCUUGCAAGCCAAAGAAUACCAUCCCAACUGUGAAGCACGGCACCCCCGUGCAUCAUAUUGUGGGGAUGCUUUGCUGCAGGAAGGACCGGUGCACUUCAAAAAAAUAGAUGGCAUCAUGAGGAAGGACAAUUAUGUGGAUAUAUUUAAGCAAAAUCUCAAGACAUCAGUCAGAAAGUUAAAGCUUGGUCGCAAAUGGGUCUUCCAAAUGGACAAUGACCCCAAGCAUACUUCCAAAGUUGUGGCAAAAUGGUUUAAGGACAACAAAGUCAAGGUAUUGGAGUGUUCAUCACAAAGCCCUGACCUCAAUCCUAUAGAAAAUUUGUGGGCAGAACUAAAAAAGCGUGUGCGAGCAAGGAUCCUAUCAACCUGACUCAGUUACACCAGCUCUGCCAGGUGGAAUGGGCCAAAAUUCACCCAAUUAAUUUUGGGAAGCUUGUGGAAGGCUACCCAAAACGUUUGACCCAAGUUAAACAAUUUAAAGGCAAUGCUACCAAAUACUAAUUGAGUGUAUGUAAACUUCCGACCCACUGGGAAUGUGAUGAAAGACAUAAAAGCUGAAAUAAAUCAUUCUCUCUACUAUUAUUCUGACAUUUCACAUUCUUAAAAUAAAGUGGUGAUCCUAACUGACCUAAAACAAGGAAUUUUCACUAGGAUUAAAUGUUAGGAGUUGUGAAAACUGAGUUUAAAGGUUUUUGGCUAAGGUGUAUGUAAACUUCCGACUUCAACUGUAAUAGCAUUAAAAAAUAACCAUAGAAGAACCCACCAAAAAAGCAUAAUAGAAACUAAGGAUCCACCAAUAGAACCUAAAAGCAUUGAGAAGAAACCACCAAUAGAAUCUAAAAUAACCCAAGAAGAACCCACCAAUAGAAUCUAAAAUAACCCAGGAAGAACCCACCAAUAGAAUCUAAAAUAACCCAAGAAAAACCCACCAAUAGAACCUAAAAGCAUUGAGAAGAACCCACCAAUAGAAUCUAAAAUAGCCCAAGAAGAACCCACCAAUAGAACAUACUGGAAUUAAGAAAAACCCACCGAUAUAGUCUAAUACAGUGCAUUUGGAAAGUAUUCAGACCCAUUGACUUUUUCCAUAUUUUGUUACGUUUCAGACUUAUUCUAAUUAAAAAUGUUCCUCAUCAAUCUACCCCAUAAUGACAAAGCAAAAACUGUUUUUUAGAAAUUGUAGCAAAUGUAUUAAAAUCAGAAACACCUUAUUUACAUAAGUAUUUUCUAUGAGACUCGAAAUUGAGCUCAGGUGCAUCCUGAUUCCAAUGAUCAUCCUUGAGAUGUUUCUACAACUUGAUUCUAGACCACCUGUGGUAAAUUCAAUUGAUUGGACAUGAUUUGGAAAGGCACACACCUGUCUAUAUAAGGUCCCACAGUUGACAGUGCAUGUCAGACCAAGACAUGAGGUCGAAGGAAUUGUUCGGAGAGCUCCGAGACAGGAUUGUGUUGAGGCACAGAUCUGGGGAAGGGUACCAAUAAAUGUCUGUAGCAUUGAAGGUCCCCAAGAACACAGUGGCCUCCAUCAUUCUUCAAUGGCAGAAGUUUGGAACCACCAAGGUUCUUCCUAGUGCUGGCCGCCAGGCCAAACUGAGCAAUCAGGGAGAAGGGCAUUGGUCAGGGAUGUGACCAAGAACCCGAUGGUCACUCUGACAGAGCUCCAGAGCUCCAGAGUUCCAGAACUUUCCAGAAGGACAACCAUCACUUCAGCACUCCACCAAUCAGGCAUUUAUAGUGGAGAGGCUAGACAGAAGCCAAUCUCCAGUAAAAGGCACAUUGGAGUUUGCCAAAAGGCUCAUAAAGACUCUCAGACCAUGAGAAACAAGAUUCUCUGGUCUGAUGAAACCAAGAUUGAAUUCUUUGGCCUCAAUCAAUCAAUCAAAUGUAUUUAUAAAGCCCUUCUUACAUCAGCUAAUGUCACAAAGUGCUGUACAGAAACCCAGUCUAAAACUGGUGGCUAGGAAAAACUCCCUAGAAAGGCCAGAACCUAGGAAGAAACCUAGAGAGGAACCAGGCUAUGAGGGGUGGCCAGUCCUCUUCUGGCUGUGCCGGAUGGAGAUUAUAACAGAACAUUGCCAAGCUGUUCAAAUUUUCAUAGAUGACCAGCAGAGUCAAAUAAUAAUAAUCCCAGUGGUUGUCGGGGUUGCAACAUGUCAGCACCUCAGGAGUUAAUGUCAGUUGGCUUUUCAUAGCCGAUCAUUCAGAGUAUCUCUACCGCUCUUGCUGUCUCUAGAGUGUUGAAGACAGCAGGUCUGGGACAGGUAGCACGUCCGGUGAACAGGUCAGUGUUCCAUAGCCGCAGGCAGAACAGUUGGAACUGGAGCAGCAGCACGACCAGGUGGACUGGGGACAGCAAGGAGUCAUGAGGCCAGGUAGUCCUGAGGCAUGGUCCUAGGGCUCAGGUCCUCCAUGAAAGAGAAAGAAAGAAAGAGAGAAAGAGAGAAAGAAAGAAAGAGAGAAAAAUAGAGAAAGAAUUAGAGAGAGUAUACUUAAAUUCACACAGGACACCAGAUAAGACAGAUAUAACAGACUGACCCUAGCCCCCGACACAUAAACUACUGCAGCAUCAAUACUGGAGGCAGAGACAGGAGGGGUCAGGAGACACUGUUUGGCCUGAAUGUGAAGCGUCAUGUCUGGAGGAAACCUGGUAGCAUCCCUAUGGUGAUGCAUGGGGUUGGCAGCAUCAUGCUGUGGGGAUGUUUUUCAGUGGCAGGGAAACUAGUCAGGAUUGAGGGAGAGAUGAACAGAGGAAAGUACAGAGAGAUCAUUGAUGGAAACCUGCUCCAGAGCGCUCAGGACCUCAGACUGGGGCGAAGGUUCACCUUCAAAUAGGACAACGACCCUAAGCACACAGCCAAGACAACGCAGGAGUGGCUUCGGGACAAAUCUCUGAAUGUCCUUGAGUGGCCCAGCCAGAGCCCGGACUUAAACCCGAUCGAACAUCUCUGGAGAGACCUGAAAAUAGCUGUGCAGUGACGCUCCCCAUCCAACCUGACAGAGCUUGAGAGGAUCUGAAGAUAAAAAUGGUAGAAACUCCCCAAAUACAGGCAGUGGUGGAAAAAGUAUCCAACUGUCAUACUUGAGGAAAAGUAAAGAUACCUUAAUAGAAAAUGACUCAAGUAAAAUUCACCCAGCAAAUUCCUACUUGAGUAAAAGUCUAAAAGUAUUUGGUUUAAAAUAUACUUAAGUAUCAAAAGUAAAAGUAUAAAUCAUUUCAAAUUCCUUAUAUUAAGCAAACCAGCAUCAUUUUCUUGUUUUUUUUUUUGCGGAUAGCCAGGGGCACACUCCAACACUCAGACACAAUUUACAAACAAAGCAUGUGUGUUUCGUGAGUCCGCCAGAUCAGAGGCAAUAAGGAUGACCAGGGAUGUUCAGUUGAUAAGUGCGUGAAUUGGAAUAUUUUCCUGUCCUGCUAAGCAUUGAACACGUAACAUAUACUUCUGGGUGUCAAGGAAAAUGUGUGGAGAAAAAGUAUAAUAUUAGUGAAAAAUAUGAAUAGAAAAGUAAAGUACAGAUACUUAAGUAAUAUUUUUACUUAAGUACUUUACACCUCUUGUCACGAUCGUCAUAGGGACUGGACCAAGAUGCAGCGUGGCAUGUUUCUAUCCUUUUUAUUAGGAAGAGAAAACUCAAAUAACAAAAACAAUAAAGCGAACAAACGAAACGUGAAGAUCAGAGUAGUGCUCACAGGCAACUAUACCUAGAAAAGAUCCCACAAAGCACAAAGGGGAAAUGGCUGCCUAAAUAUGAUCCCCAAUCAGAGACAAUGAUAAACAGCUGCCUCUGAUUGGGAAUCAUACCAGGCCAACAUAGAUAUAUAAUUAUCUAGAUGACCCACCCUAGUCACACCCCGACCUAACCAACAUAGAGAAUAACAGGCUCUCUAUGAUCAGGGCAUGACAGUACCCCCCCCUAAAGGUGCGGACUCCGACCGUAAAACCUGACGCAAUAGGGGAGGGUCCGGGUGGGCAUCUACCAUCGGGAGCGGCUCCGGACCGUGGAUCAUCGCCGGGGGCUCCGGACCGUGGAUCUUUGCCGAAAGAACUGGACCGUGGAUCGUCGCCGGAGGAACCGGACCGUGGAUCGUUGCCGGGGACUCCAGACCGUGGUUUAUCGCCGGGGACUCCGGACCGUCGCAGGAGGCUCUGGACUGAGAAUCCCCGCAGGAGGCUCUGGACCGCAGACCGUCGCUGAAGGCUCCGGACCGCGGACCGUAUCAGGAGGUUCCGGACCACGGACCGUCUCAGGAGGUUCCGGACUGUGAAACGUCGCCGGAAGCUCUCUAUGGUCAGGGUGUGACACCUCUGAAUACAGGUGUGUCAAACGUGCUUCAAAAACGUACUGAGUAAAGGGUCUGAAUAUUUCUGUAAAUGUGAUAUUUCAGUAUAUAUGUAUUUUUAUAUACAUUUGCAAAACUUUUUUAAAAACUUUUUUUGCUUUGUCAUUAUGGGGUAUUGUGUGUAGAUUCAUGAUGGAAAUAAACAAUUUAAUCAAUUUUCGAAUAAGGCUGUAACGUAAUAAAAUGUGGAACAAGUCAAGGGGUCUGAAUACUUUCAGAAUGCACUGUAUAACCUACAAAUAGAACCUAGUAUAACCUAAGAACCCACCAACAGAACCUAGUAUAACCUAAGAAGAACCCACCAAUAUAACCUAAUAUAACCUAAAAAGAACCCACCAAUAUACUUUAAUAUAACCUAAGAGGUCACCAAUAGAACCUAAUGUCGUUGAACUGGUGUAAUGUCAUCAAUGAUGUCAUUACAUUUAGCUGCUUGCUUUUCAUUCUCCCUGCUUUCUACUCUCCAACUGGUCUGCCUUUAGGAGCACCUCUCCCCUCAGUGGUAAUACCAAGAUGGUGCUUUGAAAAUGGAUAUAAAUUGUAUCUAAUCUUAGUCGAACUAUACCUUUAAUGCCAUCUCUAAAAGACUUUUUGUAUAAUGUCUGUAAUGUUUAAUGAACUCCUGCACCCAUACUUCUGUACAUGUAUAUAAUAUUUAGUGUUUAUGGCACUGAGACACCUUCAAGAGUUAAGAGGAUUGGAGCUAUUUAUAAUGUAAUGUUAGAUAGUCUGUGUAUGUGAAAGGAUCACGUUUUAAAAUGGAUUGUAUUAAUUGACUUGCAUCCAUUUAUGUGUUAUUUAUAACAAUAGUUACUUUUCUUUACUUUGUGUUCAGGAGAUGCAAUUCUGAAAACUUAGCAAAGGCACUUCAUGGGAGCUGUAAGCUAAGUCAGAGAUGGUAAGCUAAGUCAGAGAUGGUAAGCUAAGUCAGAGAUGGUAAGCUAAGUCAGAGAUGGUAAGCUAAGUCAGAGAUGGUAAGCUAAGUCAGAGAUGGAAAUUAGUCAACAGACUGCUAACUCAUUGUUAUACAGCAAGAUAACUUUUCAAUUAUAGGUAACUGACUCAUUACAAGCAGAGCAGGGGUGGAGGCAGUUGUAUUCAGCCAUAAUCAACACUGUGUGUGAGAGAGAGAGGUUGCAACCCAAAUGCCACCCUAUUUCCUAUAUAAUGCACUACUUUUGACCAUAUAGGGAAUAGGGUGUAAUUUGAGACGCUACCCAUAUAUCAGGGUAGUGUAGGAAGAUAUUACCGUGGAUUCUAAGGCUUCCUGUUGUAUUUGGGGAUGCUCCAGGUAGCAGCAGGCCUGUGGAUUCAGUAUCAAUUAACUCUAGUAAUAGUUAGUAAGAGUAUAAAAGAGAGCAUAUGAUUAUAUAAAAUGUAUUACAGAGUAUAAGAUUGAGAGUAGAGUAUUGUAGGUUGUAUAAAACUACUGAUCAUAGAUGUUUCAAUAAGCUUGUAAUAAAUGAUGAUAGACAGAAGGUUUAUAUUGGUAUUUUUUAAUAUUGUAAAAAUGACAACGUUUUUGUGAAUGCAAACCGUCCAGACAUGAUACAUACUUCAUAUCUUGUCCACAUAUAAAGUAUACACUGUAAAUACAUUUAUAGACAUAAUUAUAUAUAUACAUAUAUUAGAGAGAAAGAGAGAGAGAGACAUUAAAUUACUGUUUGACAGAAUCACACAACUACAAACAAUAUCACAGUAUUAUUCCUGUCUGCUGUCACUUUCUAGAAUGUACUUUCUCGGGUUCUAGUUGGGUAACAAUCACAUAAGAAGCAUAUUGACUAAUCGUGACUUUGUCCCAAAUGGCAUCCUAUUCCCUUUACAGUGCACUACUCCAUUAGGGCUCUGCUCAACAGUAGCACACUAUAAAGGGAAUAGAGGGCCAUUUGCGACAAGUGUAUUGUAUUAACUAUAGCAGGGGAAGGUGGGCCAAUGCCACAUCGCUUAAGGAUUUUUCUUUGCACCAAAACAACGCCAAGAAUGGACACAUACGAUAAGAUGAAAACCCCUAUGCAGAUCUAAUGUAGACUAUAUACAAGUCUGCGUCAUCUUGAUUCUUGUUUCUAUACCUUAUGUUGCCCAGGAGUAGGCUCAAGCUGUAUGGGAAAGAAUCCGACUGGACAAUGUUUUAGACCUAGCCUGAGUGCCAGUCUGUUUGUGCUAGCAUGCCAACUCUUUGUCAUGCCAACGUUUGGCUUGACAAUGAUAGCAAUGGAGAACGGAGUUGGCGAGACCAAGCACAGAUCUGGGACCAGGCUAAUGUUUUAGAGCUUUAGUUGUAGCAGCCUAUCAUACACAGCUGACGGUCUUAGAGGUGUACAAUCAUAACCUAAUGCUUACUGCACUAAAAGAUCAGACAUAUUCCUCAAGUCUAUAGAGUGCAUCGCAGUACAUCACUGAAUUGAAUUGAAUAAAGAUUUACCAACUCAUGUUUUGAAUCUUGUUUGCCUGGUUAGGUUGAAUGUAGCUAGAACAUUUCAAAAUACAUAUUUUAUUCAGACAUUUUCCAUUUCAUGAUACAUUGAAACAUCC